This is a messenger RNA of Chlorocebus sabaeus (green monkey), 1054 nucleotides long. Lineage: Eukaryota; Metazoa; Chordata; Mammalia; Primates; Cercopithecidae. The record is from RefSeq and is a predicted model, not a curated record.
AUGAGCUGGGAGACAGCCCCUGAGGUGACAGACCCUCACUCUCUUUGCUAUGAAAUCACCAUCAUCCCUAAAUUUAGACCUGGACCACAGUGGUGUGCGGUUCAAGGCCAGGUGGAUAAAAAGACUUUUCUUCGCUAUGACUGUGGCAACAAGACAGUCACACCCAUCAGUCCCCUGGGGAAGAAAUUAAGUGUCACAAAGGCCUGGAAAGCACAGAACCCAGUACUGAGAGAGGUGGUGGACAUGCUCACAGAGCAACUGCUUGACAUUCAGCUGGAGAAUUACACACCCAGGGAUCCCCUCACCCUGCAGGCCUGGGUGUCUUGUGAGCAGAAAGCCGAAGGACACAGCAGUGGAUCUUGGCAGUUUGGUUUCGAUGGACAGGUCUUCCUCCUCUUUGACUCAGAGAACAGAAUGUGGACAACGGUUCAUCCUGGAGCCAGAAAGAUGAAAGAAAAGUGGGAGAAUGACAAGGAUGUGACCAUGUCCUUCCGUUACAUCUCAAUGGGAGACUGCACAAGAUGGCUUGGGGACUUCUUGAUGGGCAUGGACAGCACCCUGGAGCCAAGUGCAGGAGGUAACAAAAGAAAGAAACAGGGAUCUCGAAUGAGAUCAGAAACGGUGAUCUCAAGGAACUAGUUCUUGAGUUCAGCUUCAGUCAUCCCAGUAUACACGUUUAUGUUAAAAUGACCCCCUCAUGGGGCGCUCCUCCUGGGGGUGCUGGCGUGCCUGUGCUCUCCCAUCCUCCUCUCCCUUCUCCCUCCUGACUCCUCUUUCUCACUGCACAUGCUUCUGCUCCCUGCGCUGUGGAUUUCUCACCAACCUCGAAGCUGCGGGUGUCAGUUUUCAGACUUUUCUCCUUAGUGUUCCCUCUUGAGAAUCACUUUUCCUUUCCUCUCUCUGGUCUAUUUCUGGAAAUCCAUCAAAACCUCCUCCAAGGCCAGCCCAGAGACCCUCCCCUCCCCGACCCUGGAGUAUCACCUUCUCUUCCACCACAGCAGGAGGGUGGGCUGUGCUGUCACCUUGCUUCCCUCAGCAGCUGUGUGAGCUCCCU